Podospora anserina S mat+ is the source of this 1371-nucleotide messenger RNA. RefSeq lists its product as uncharacterized. Bases 1 to 1371 code for a protein of 456 amino acids. Gene Ontology annotation, cellular component: vacuolar membrane. The record is from RefSeq and is a predicted model, not a curated record. Gene Ontology annotation, biological process: amino acid transmembrane transport. Lineage: Eukaryota; Fungi; Ascomycota; Sordariomycetes; Sordariales; Podosporaceae. Gene Ontology annotation, molecular function: amino acid transmembrane transporter activity. The transcript is spliced from 2 exons.
AUGGCGGAAAUCACUCCAAGCACGGGCGUGAGCCUUACCGAGAAGGAGAAGGCCGGUAUCGAGAGAACCGGCUCCGGCCAUGCCUCUUCCAUGGAGGGUGACGUCCGCGCCAACAGGGGUGCCGCCGACUACGACUUUGAGAGACAGAAGCUGGCAGAGGGUGAGGCCGCUUUCCACCAGCUUGGAUGGAAACGCCUGACGGUUGUGCUCAUCGUGACUGCCGUCGCCCUGGGCAGUCUCAGUCUUCCGGCCGCCUUCGCAUCACUGGGCAUGAUUCUCGGCGUCAUCAUUUCUGUCAGCAUGGGUCUUUUGGCCAUGUACUGCAGUUAUGUCGUCGGUCAGGUCAAGGUCAAGUACCCCCACAUCGCCCACUACACCGACGCCGGCAGAAUGAUGUUUGGCAAGUGGGGGUACAUUAUCAUGACGUUCAUGUUCGUCCUGCAGCUCACCUUCACCACCGCCUCCCACGUUUUGACGGGAGCUAUCAUGUUUGGGAACCUGACCAACAAUGGCGCCUGCACUGUCGUCUUUGCCGUCGUCUCGGGCAUUCUCCUGUUCCUCCUGGCCAUCCCGCCCACCUUCUCCGAAAUGGCCAUUCUCGGAUACGUCGAUUUCGUCUCCAUCAUUGGUGCCAUCGGUCUGGUCUGCCUACCCCAAGGAGGGCUUGACGCUGCACGAGGGCUUCAUUGCGGUCACCAACAUUGUGUUCGCAUACAGCUACUCGCUUUGCCAGUUCAGCUUCAUGGACGAGAUGCACACUCCAGCCGACUAUCCCCGCGCCAUCUUCUCUCUCGGCAUCUUCGAGAUCUUCCUCUACACCAUCACCGGCGCCCUCGUGUUCGCCUUUGUUGGUCACGAUGUCCAGGCCCCUGCUCUCCUCUCGGCUGGCCCCACCAUGUCCAAGGUUGCCUUUGGUGUCGCCCUGCCCGUCAUCUACAUCUCUGGCAGCAUCAACACGGUUGUCUGCGCCCGUUACAUCCAUGGCAAGUGGUUCAAGGACUCGGUUAUCCGCUACGUCAACACCCCCAUGGGCUGGAUCACCUGGAUUGGUGUCGAUGCCGCCAUCACAAUCGUCGCCUUUGUCGUUGCCGAGGCCAUUCCCUUCUUCUCGCCCCUGUUGGCCAUCUGCGCUGCCAUCUUCCUGUCUGGCUUCACAUUCUACUUCCCGGCCAUCAUGUGGUUCAUGUUCAUCAAGGAGGGCAAGUGGACGCCAUGGAACAUCAUGCUGGGUGCGCUCAACGUGGUGGCGUUCAUUGUGGGCAUGGUCAUUCUCGGGCUCGGCACCUACUCGGCUGUCAAGGACAUCACAAUCCGCUACGAGACGGGUGCCGUUGGUACUUCUUUCGGCUGCGCUCCACUCGCCUGAGCUGA